Molecule: messenger RNA, 6235 nt
Organism: Anguilla rostrata (American eel)
Lineage: Eukaryota; Metazoa; Chordata; Actinopteri; Anguilliformes; Anguillidae
Product: serine/threonine-protein kinase 38
Exons: 14
Coding region: 171-1592 (473 amino acids)
Biological process (GO): intracellular signal transduction; peptidyl-serine phosphorylation
Molecular function (GO): ATP binding; protein serine/threonine kinase activity
Source: RefSeq, a predicted model, not a curated record
GUGCUGCAUUGAUCUCUUGAUGGUGUACCUAUCUCUAUGGUUACACCCCUCUGUCUACUUGUAGUAACGCCUGGUAGGAGUGUACUGGACACCGUCAUCACAAAAAACGAAAGAGAAGAGGGAGCCAACUGGCAGCGACUGAGGCAAACUCUCGGAGGUUACAGGUAACCAUGGCAAUGACAGGUCAGACUUCCUGCUCUUCAAUGAGUAACCACACAAAAGAGCGCGUGACCAUGGCCAAAGUGACCCUGGAGAACUUCUACAGUAACCUGAUCGCCCAGCACGAGGAGCGUGAGAUGAGGCAACAGAAACUGGAAAAGGUGAUGGAUGAAGAGGGCCUCGCUGAUGAAGAGAAGAGGCUACGGCGGUCCCAGCACGCCCGGAAGGAGACGGAGUUCCUGCGGCUGAAGAGGACCCGGCUGGGCCUGGACGACUUUGAGUCCCUCAAGGUCAUCGGGCGUGGCGCCUUCGGAGAGGUGCGAUUGGUGCAGAAAAAGGACACGGGGCACGUGUACGCCAUGAAGAUCCUCCGGAAGGCCGACAUGCUGGAGAAGGAACAGGUGGGCCACAUCCGCGCAGAGAGGGACAUCCUGGUGGAGGCCGACAGCCUGUGGGUGGUGAAGAUGUUCUACAGCUUCCAGGACAAGAUGAACCUCUACCUCCUCAUGGAGUUCCUGCCUGGAGGUGACAUGAUGACACUGCUGAUGAAGAAGGACACGCUGAGCGAGGAGGAGACGCAGUUUUACAUCGCGGAGACCGUGCUGGCCAUCGACUCCAUUCACCAGCUGGGCUUCAUCCACAGAGACAUCAAGCCUGACAACCUGCUGCUGGACUCCAGGGGCCACGUCAAGCUGUCCGAUUUCGGCCUGUGCACCGGACUGAAGAAAGCCCACAGGACCGAGUUCUACAGGAACCUGAACCACAGCCUCUCCACAGACUUCAGUAAGCAGGCACACUCCCUCCAGAACAUGAACUCCAAGAGGAAGGCCGAAACCUGGAAGAGGAACAGGAGGCAGCUGGCCUUUUCCACGGUGGGAACCCCCGACUACAUCGCUCCUGAGGUCUUCAUGCAGAACGGAUACAACAAGCUCUGUGAUUGGUGGAGCCUGGGUGUCAUCAUGUACGAGAUGCUAAUCGGGUACCCUCCAUUCUGCUCGGAAACACCCCAGGAGACCUACAAGAAGGUGAUGAACUGGAGGGAGACUCUGGUCUUCCCCCCUGAAGUGCCCAUUUCUGAGAAGGCCAAGGACCUCAUCCUCAGGUUCUGCUGUGAAUGGGAGCAUCGAAUCGGGGCCUCUGGAGUGGAGGAGAUCAAGCGCAACCCCUUCUUUGAGGGCGUGGACUACGACCAUAUCAGGGAAAGGCCUGCCGCUAUCCCCAUCGAGAUCAAAAGCAUCGACGACACGUCCAACUUUGACGAAUUCCCAGAGUCAGACAUACUCCAGCCAACAGCGUCUGCAGUGGUGACCAAUCACACAGAAGCAGAGUACAAGAACAAGGACUGGGUCUUCGUCAACUACACCUACAAACGCUUCGAGGGGCUGACGGUGAGGGGUGUCAUCCCCUCCUACAUGAAGACAGGGAAACGAUAGACCUGCAGCCACACAGCCCCGCUGUGUCUCCACCCCCCCCCCCCCCCCCGAACCUGUCCCAGCCUGUUCUUGCCCCUCCCUUGCUGCUGUUCCACCUGUGUGGCUCACGGAGCUGCGCCCUGUUCCCCUCAGCUUCAGACGCGCUCAAGUUCGGAUACACUGCCCUGAUUUUUAUUGUUUUUUUUUUUCUCUUGGUCUCAGUCAGAAGCCUUCAUUUAAGUUCAUUAGACCAGGGAGUCAUUUGGGGGUUCUCCCCGUACACCACCUAUCACCUACGUCAUGAAUCGCAAGUCCAGUCUCCACCUUGGUACCGGGAUGUUUGAAAAUGACCGUUUUUUUUUUUUUUUUUUCUUAUGAACCUAUGGCGAUCGAUUGGCUAACAGGUUAACGACAUCACGGCUGCUUGGGCUGCUUGGAGCUUUAGCAGUUUUAUUUGCUUUAGCCUCUCGAGGCGUUGCUCCCCCUUCCGGCUGCAGCUCCGGUUUUUACACCAGCACUGAACUGGCCCUCCUUGGGGGCUUCCUCCAUGUCUUCCAGCAGUCCUGCUCUCCAUGUCUAAACCAGUGAGGGGACCCUAUGCACAGCCUGGCUUUGGACACCGUGGCAUGAUACUGCUUUUAGAAUCAAGGGCUACUUAUCUUCGCAUUUCCUUUACCCUCCAGAAUAUGCUUCCCCCCGUUAAGAUAAUAAGUUCAAAGGUGCUUGUCAGAAUGGCUUAACAGAAUCAGGAUUUCUUCAGACACUUUGCUUCAUUCCAUGACAAAAAAAAGGAAAGAUGCUGUGGAAAUACAGCAUCUAAGUUCUUCAGGGAAUAUAUUGAUUUAAGUAGUUGAAGUGACAGUUCCCUGCUCAUCCACAUUCUUUUGGCUGAUGUUUCUGCGUAGAUACAUGCUGUAACUCGGUGAUGUUGUGUAAUUGAUGUGUCUAACCAAAGACGUGAGAGAGAUUACUGUAGAGAUUCAGGUUUUUAACGCAGCUGCUGCUUGGAGCGCCACCAUGGGAUUGAACAAUUUUCCCAGUCCAUCGACCGUCAGCAACCGGCAGCAAAAAAAGUCACUCCUGAAUUUUCCCGUCAUUCCUAUGAUGUCAUACGGAGCGUCGCCAAGCGACGCUCAGAAAUCGGACGGCCGUCGGCGUGAGGAACAGGACCACGAGAACCUUCCACCACAUUCCGGUUCCACAUUCCAAGUGCUCGUCGCAGAAGAACGGUGUCUCCGUGGCGUCGGCAGCUGGCCGGGCUUUUUAAAUCCUCCGGCUAGAUCUGCGCUUUCGGGCGUUGAUACAGAUUUUUAGCAAAGGCGCCCUUUGCCUGAAGCACUUCCUGACCAGCGAGUGUGCAGGUGAUUCGUGGAGAGGCUGUCUUUCUGCUUCUGUUAGAUGAGCGAGCCCAUCAUUCCCACAGUUCACUCUGCAGUUCGUUUUGAACACGCUUUAUUUGACGUGUGCAGCUGUGAUGUGCGUAAACGGUGGUGUCUUAGAGGGGAUUUAAAUAUUUUUUUAAGUAAGGCUUCCUCUGAUGUUAAUAUUGUUUGCCCCCGUACCUGUCUUUUCACAACACUCGAGCACUUUUCAUCUUGUUUGUAUGAAUGAUUUGAUUGGUUUUGCAUGCCUAGGUAUUUUCAUCAUGAAAUCAUGAGCUCUUGUUUAAUGCACAGCUUUGCAUAAAAAGCUGCAAUUACGUGCUUGAGGAAAAGUUCUUUUGAAAAGAACAGCUCUGCCAAAAAGGGAAACAUCACAUUUAAUAUCACAGUUUAAGCAGAAUUAUGUUGUCGAGUCUCAACAGACAUGGGGAUGAGUGUACACUUUGCACUGCAGAAAAUGAGCAGUAUUCUCUCUGUAGUAGAGUACAAGUAAUAACCAACAUAAACUUACUAUAUUAACCAGAAUAUAAAACAUAAGAUCACAUAAGAUCUUCAGGAUGCAAACUAAAGUUCCUGAAAUGGCAGCUUUUUUUUUGAUAGAAAGUGUAGAAAGACCUUUAAGAUCACGACAGUGCUUUAUAUGGAGUGAAACGCGUUUCGUUGUUUUCCUUUUCUUUUUUUCUUUUUUUAACAGAAUGGUCGUGUUAUUUUUAAAGGUACAAAUGCCAAAAAAAAGAGAACUGGAAGGUGUACAGUUUAUAUAUUGUACCCUGAGGAGUGAUUAGUCUUUGCAGUUCCUGGCUCAGCCGUUCCUCCAGUGAGAUUAACUCAGAAUUCAUUGGGAGUUUAUAUAUAGAGUUCUGAGAUCUGAUCUGAAGCAAUACCAGCGUGUACACCCUGCAAUGGAAAGCUUGUUACUUAAAAACUAGUGCUAUAACAAAGAAAUUGAGACAAUCUGUACCAAAAUUUGUAUAUGCAACAGAGGACAGUUCUUGAAAGGCUAGAUCAGCCUGGCCGUACCCUGUAGGGCAAAUAGGAUUCUGUUACGCUGGAGCACUUAACCGUCCAGUUCAUUUGAUCUACAUCUUGAGCUGAGCCCUCUGGCCUAAGCUGUGUUAGUAUUGAAAAAUAUGCUUCUGAAGAUGUCACUGCUCAAAGAAGCAGGAUUGUGAAGCCCUGACGUCGGUCAUAUUGUGGCGAGCAAUCCAGUCCAUCACUUAACCGAAUGUAACAUCAGGUUACAUUGUGCUUAAUGUAAUAAUAAUAUCCUUUCGUAUUACUUGCUCACGUAGGGCUAAUUACACUUCCUGUUUGUUUUUUAUAUGCACAAUAUUUCACUUUUUAAGCAUUGCCAAGAAUCUGAUAUCUGGGCGGUGUAUUUUACUUUUUUUAAAACUUGCAAACAAAAUCCUUUUUUUUUUUUAGCAAGGCUUGCAGACACUUCUUUGAUUGUAUAUACAAAUAGCGGAGCCUUCCUUCAACAUGCUGUAGUGAUGUGAUUGCGUAGCGUGAGUGAUGAGUUUUGAAAUGCUAAAUCAAUGCAGUCUUUACCUUAAAGAUUUGUUGUGCCAUAGAGGGACAAAGCUGUCUUUGUAAAUAAUCUGUCCUUUUUUUAAAAAAUUUGCAUGAUGAACUGUUACACAAAAUAUUUUAUUUUAAAAUUUUGUUCGCUUUGAAUGUUCAGGAAUAUUUUUUUACGGGAGGAAAAAGAAAAGUAAUUUGUGUUGAUGUGACAUUGUCUUGUUUUGUCACUGCCUGCUUGCUGUUCUGAAUGAGAGACCGCUCUGGCAGAGGAGACAAUCAUGCAGUCAAGUGUUGGAAGUAUCUGUGGUAUCUGUGGAAGAUAUUUUCACAAUCAGGACGAGGCAAAUUUUGAAAUAGUUGAAAAUUAAUUUUGAAAAUGAAUGUCUCAAAAUGUCUCACUGUGUCAGUAAAUGCAGUGCACGUUAUAGGCUCUAUAGUUCUGGGUCCAGUGCCCCCCACCCCCCCCCCCCCACCCCGCAAUUCUUUUCUCAUUAAAAAUUUGAGACAGGCAAGCGCAAGAAUACUGAUAUGCUCACACACAAACCCGCAAUGGUAGUCGUGCUACUCUGUUCGGUGACGUGGUGUAUGUGGUGUGGCGAGUAGGGUUUUAAAUAGCACAUCUCGGUUUUAUGAGGCACAUUCUGUCCCCUGUUCAGGAAUGGGGCAGUCACCGGAGACCUGAGUGAGGGCAGAAAUAUUCCACUGUUGGUGUAGUCACACCGUUUGGAGACAAGAAUGUCGGCCCAGUGGCGGGCUAUGUGUGGAGAGCGGAAGUCAUGGCAACCACGGUUCUGCCCCUGAAACGGUGCGAGACUGCAUUCCAUUUCCUGUUUGGGGUCGGACGUCACGUGACCACCGUCCAGGGAAACGCAGUUUGGUGUGUUGUCGAACUUGGCUCACGCUCUCUGCUUUCCUGAUUGGCUCACAUGUGCCUAGUCUGAUGUAAUCAUAGUGUGAGAGCAACUCCCACUCUCAUCUGGCCAGUUUUGACCAGUCAUGCAGUCGUGGGCUUUUCUUAACCAGUUCCCUAAACCAUACUGACAUUUUAAAGAGAGCUGUAAAAUGUGCCAGACUGUCUGCUCAGGAUUCUGUUUUCAGCUCCAUUUAGGCCAUGACAUAUUGGGAACGAAUGUCACCAAACAAUGACCAAGUUAACAUUAAAUGUGUCCCAACUCUAUUCCUUUUGAACCAUUUCCACUUGCCUCCAUUGGUCCAAUUAUUUAAUUCUAUACACUUGUACCGAUUGCUUCCGUUGAUCAGAUUAUUUAAAUCUAUGCAGUUACUUGUGUUUAUUGCUUCCAUUGGACCACUUAUUUCAUUUGAUACACAGGUAUCAAUGCCUCAUAAACACUACAGUAACCCAUUUCUUGAGUUUACUGCUUAAGUAUACCUUAGGCUGUGUGUCAUGUUAAACAAGCUUAACAGUAUUGGUAGGCUUGGGAGUUUCAAUGGUUCAAGUAAAAAAAAACCAUCAUGUGCAUGGACAUCUGAGAACUGGGGCAUGUAUCUUACAGUACCAGGGAGAACUUUCCCCAACCCUUACGCAUUAAAUAUACUGUUGUGAUUGCCUUUCUGCCUUUGGUUGAUGCCGUUUGAAUGUGCCCUUGUGUAUUUAAUUUAUAUUUCUUAUGGUUAACCAACAUAUACAGUUUCUGUACCUGUCCAUCAUGACGAGAAAGAAGAUUGUUUCUUUGACGUGAGCAUUCAAAUGUGGGUGGGCUUUCAAAAGCAUUCAAUAAAACACCACUGUUUAGAAUG